AAUAAACCUCCAAAUACCGCAGAGCUGCAGACAAAGAUAAGCCUGCCAACUGUCGCCUCAGUGUGGACAAUUUAUGGUGGGUGUGUGAGCAGAGAGCUAGCUGUUGAUGACUAGCUAUAAAGAUUCUUCGCACGGUGGGUGACGGAUCUAAGCGGAGGCUAGGAAACAAAGGAGGCAGGCAAAAAGGGAGGAGUAAAUGAGAGAGAGGGAACGUGCAAUAGAUAAAGCUGCAGCCAGGACCAUGAGCUGCACCCUUGUGACUGCAUCUUAUGAUUCGCUGCCUGCUCAGUUGAGUCCUCAUCGGGUAAAAGAUCAACACUUUGCUCGGAGGCUUUCAUCUCCACAUGGUUUGGGAGCCCGCACCUCAUCAGCCGUGCCUCGUCGUCCUUUAGCUCUGCCUGGAUAUCCACUUUCUUUCCUCCAGGAGCCAAACAACCUCAACAAUCAUCAUCAACCUCUCUCCCUGUCACUGGGUUCCAAAGCCUCGCUGGCGCCCCCUGUGCCUCAGGCAGACCCUGCCCCACCAUGCUGCCAAACGGUGGGCAUUGUGCCACUGCUACGUGUGGCACUACUCAUCUUCAGCUGCCUCUUCUGGGCAGGCGGGUUGGCGAUCUUCACCCUAGGAGUAUGGGCACAAGUGUCCCUGGCUGACUACAUGCUGCUUUCAUCUAACCACUACCCCAAUGCUCCAAUGAUACUCCUAGCUACAGGUGCUGCUAUCACCUCCUGGGGUUUCCUGGGUUGCCUGGGUGUGGCAGCCAACUUGCCCUGCCUUCUCCGCAUCUUUGGAUUCUUCCAGCUGGCUGUGCUCAUGGGGGGAUUGGCUGCUGGACUUUCAGGGCUCUUCUACAGGCAAGACAUCGCUGGAGGUUUCCGCAGCGGGCUACAGAGGGCAGUGGAGGGCUACGGAGAUGACGAAGGACGUGCUGACGCUCUGGACAGCCUUCAGAGGGCGCUGCAGUGCUGCGGGGCAGAGAGCUGGCAGGACUGGCUCCUGUCUGACUGGGCUGUACAGGAUGCUGUAUCACUGACAAGUAGCUCAGGCAAUGACACGGAUUAUGUGUCUGUACCGGACAGUUGUUGCAUACGGCGCAAAGGCUGUCAGAACAGGCCGUUGCCAGAAAGAGGAACUGGUAGCAUUGAAGGUGUGGGGAUUCACCCACAUGGUUGCUUUAAGAAAGUCUUUAGUUUUGUCAAUGAUAACAUCUUUCACAUUGCUGCUACUGUCCUAACUCUUGCUUUUACCCAGGUGGUGGGUAUAAUUCUGGCAUGCCUGCUCGCCAACCGCCUACCUUCUCAGCCUCAUAGGCAAGGCCACUAAGAAAUUCCAGGUCAGUAUCAGUUGUUCUAUGAAAAGCCCUGUUUAGAUGGACGUAGACUGUACUUAGAUAAAUUUUAAUCUUAAAAAAGGAAUUUUCAGUGAAAAAAACAAACAAAAAACAAUCAUUAAUAGCACUUCUCUACCAAGCAGUGUGGUUCACUAUGGUUCAACAACAAAUCCAAACCCAGGGCUGUUUAUACACUGGCUUGU
Molecule: messenger RNA, 1531 nt
Organism: Ictalurus furcatus (blue catfish)
Lineage: Eukaryota; Metazoa; Chordata; Actinopteri; Siluriformes; Ictaluridae
Product: tetraspanin-7-like
Exons: 1
Coding region: 197-1321 (374 amino acids)
Cellular component (GO): membrane
Source: RefSeq, a predicted model, not a curated record